Molecule: messenger RNA, 2225 nt
Organism: Myzus persicae (green peach aphid)
Lineage: Eukaryota; Metazoa; Arthropoda; Insecta; Hemiptera; Aphididae
Product: zinc finger BED domain-containing protein 1-like
Exons: 3
Coding region: 36-2159 (707 amino acids)
Molecular function (GO): DNA binding; protein dimerization activity
Source: RefSeq, a predicted model, not a curated record
AUAAAAUAAAACACUUGUAGUUUGUACACGUCGAAAUGUCGUCAAAAUCUCGAAGUUCAAUUUGGACCUUUUUUGAAAAAACAUCUGAUUUGGGAGUUGUUAAAUGCAAACUGUGUGAGGCUCCUGUCAGACCAUGUGGUAACACAACCAAUAUUCGCAACCACAUGAAGCGAAAUCAUGCUUCUAUUGAUAUAAGCAAGGUUUUUGUCAGUAAGACGAAGGUUCGUCGAACAUCUGUUUCUUCAACUCAAUCAGUGGCAUCAACUAGUUCGAGGAAUUCAAUGAUGUCAACUGCAUCGUCUUCAUCUACAAGUUACUCUCGACCACAACAUGAAGAUGUUGACGAUCCUGAUGAUCCUGGUGACAAUGAUUUUGCUGAGUUAGCUAAGACCAUUGUAAAUAAGGCUCAACAGACACAAGGCAGACUUAAUUUUUUUGCAACAUCAUCGACUUCUUCUUCUUCGGGUAUUGUAGACAACAAUUCCGUGGUAUCAUUUAGUAGUGGAUCUAUACCAACAACAUUGUCAUCAACAUCAAGUUCUCCACAGUCAGUGAGCUUAAGGCAGAGAACUAUGCACGAGUCUUUUUCGGACAUCAAAUCUUAUGAUAAAGGAGGAUAUAAGACACGAGCUAUCACGGAUGCGCUGGUGUACAUGGUAGCAAAAGAUAAUCUGCCGUUAUCUAUAACAGAAAAACCAGGAUUCCUGUUCUUCAUGCAGAAGACAGUGCCUAUGUACAAAGUUCCAUCCAGGCAAACUAUAACAAAGCUCAUCAAAAGUAAAUAUGAGGUUUUAUCCGCAUUAGUUAAAUCUAAGCUGAGUCUUGUAGAGCAUUUAACCUUAACGUCGGAUAUUUUGACAGACAUUCUUAAUACAAGAAGUUUUUUGGGUAUGACGGUACAUUUUUUAAGUUUAAACAAAGUUGCUCUUGAGAGUGUGACACUUGGUGUGUUAGAGUUUUCUGCCAGCCAUACAUCUGACAAUAUAUCCGCUUGGUUUGAGCACCUUUUUCUUCAGUGGGGUAUAACAAAAAGCCAGAUUUUCACCGUCGUCACCGAUAAUGGGUCUAAUAUAUUAUCUGCUGUUAACAAAACUUUUGGCCAAGAAAAACAUUUGCCAUGUUUUGCCCACACUCUGAAUUUGGUAUCCGAAAGGGCAUUGGUUAAUCUUGCAGAUGUACAUAAUAUCAUCAACAAAAUUAAGGCUAUUGUAACUUAUUUCAAGCAAUCUGUAGCGGCUUCUGACGAACUUCGAAAAUUGUGCGAUCAUAAACUAAAACAAUCUGUACCAACACGUUGGAACUCCAUUUAUUUUAUGAUAGAUAGAUUUAUUUUAUGUUCCAACCAUAUUGCUUCAGUAUUAAUCAAUAUUCGCCGGGGCCCCGAAAUGUUGACAGCUGAUGAAAUUGAUGUAGCAAAGGAAAUGUUGUUAGUGUUAAGGCCGAUGGAAGUGGCGACAAGAGAAUUAUGUGGUCAAAAAUAUGUAACUGGCAGCACAGUUAUACCAUUAAUUAAUUGUCUUAUUAAAAAGACUGAUAGUAUUGAUCUAACCCAUCCAACUGCUUUAUUCUUAAAAAAGGCAAUGUUAGAAAAUUUAGAUAAAAUGUUUGGUAGGAUGGAGGAGAGAAGUCUCCUUAGUGUUGCCACUAUAUUAGAUCCCCGGUUCAAAACUAUUCAUUUGUAUAACCCAAUAUCUAGCUCAAGAGCUAUUAAAUUUAUUAAAAAUAAAAUUAAUGAAAUAAAAAGUAAUUGUGAAGAACCUAACUCCUCAAACCAAGGCUCUAGUGAUGAUGAUGGUGAACGCAGUGAUAGUUUGUGGUCAGUUCACAAUGAUCUAGUUUCAAAAAAAGCUGCAUCACAAAGUUCAGAACAGUCUGAAGAGCGAAUGCCAACUGAACUUAAGCAUUAUAUAAGCCAGCCCACAAUACUGUUAGGUGAUGACAUACUUAAAUAUUGGGAUAUAAAUGGCUAUGUGUUCCCUCUCUUAAAAAAAAUUGUACAACCAUAUUUGUCUUUAGUAGCAACUUCUGUCCCUUCGGAAAGAUUGUUUUCAAAAGCGGGAAAUAUAAUGACCGAAAAAAGAAACCGUUUAAAGGGGGAAAAGUUGCAACAGCUUUUAUUUCUAAGUUCUCUAAAUUUUGAAGACUGGCACAUAGAAUAAAAAAAGUUGUUUUUAUUGUGGGAUGUAAUUAUUUGUAAAUAUGUAUAGUGUAAUGUAUCUGUACAG